Ceutorhynchus assimilis (cabbage seed weevil) is the source of this 3406-nucleotide messenger RNA. The record is from the annotation of a GenBank genome assembly. Lineage: Eukaryota; Metazoa; Arthropoda; Insecta; Coleoptera; Curculionidae.
CAAAGCAAUCAUGAAUUUCCUAGGCAACAAACAAAUGCGAAUAACAAAAAAUAACAUUUUUGAGCUUCAAGGCAAAAUUUGAAAUGCCCACAUCUUCAUCAAAAUUAAAGUGAAAUUCUAAUUUUAGUUUUUUUUUUUUGAAUCAUCAAAUUCUAGUUUAGUUAAUAAAUCAUGGUGAGGGAGUGUAUCUCUGUUCAUAUCGGCCAAGCAGGAGUACAAAUAGGAAAUUCGACAUGGGACUUGUAUUGCCUCGAACACGGCAUUCAACCGGACGGUACCAUAACGCCAAAAAGCGAAGUUGUUUCCGACAAUUUCUACGGGACUUUCUUUUCUGAAGUGGAAAAUGGCAAAUUGGUACCCAGAUCUGUAAUGGUAGAUUUGGAACCCACCGUAGUAGAUGAAGUUAGAACUGGAUAUUAUAAGAAACUCUAUCAUCCAGAGCAACUCAUUACUGGCAAAGAAGAUGCGGCUAAUAAUUAUGCUAGAGGGCACUAUAGCUUAGGCAAAGACAUGUUAAACAUUGUAAUGGAACGUCUCUACAAACUAGCCGAAAACUGCUCCGGACUGCAAGGUUUCUUUGUAUUCCAUUCGUUUGGCGGCGGUACCGGUUCAGGGUUCACGUCCUUGCUAAUGGAGAAACUGAGUCAAGAUUUCGGAAAGAAAAGUAAACUCGAAUUCGUGGUUUACCCGGCGCCACAAGUUUGCACGGCUGUGGUGGAACCGUAUAAUUCGAUUUUGACCACUCACAGUACUUUGAACCAUUCGGAUUGUGCUUUUAUGGUCGACAACGAAGCUAUUUACGACAUUUGUCGCAGGAAGUUGGGAAUUGAAAGGCCCAAUUAUAUGAAUCUGAAUAGGUUGAUUAGUCAAGUUGUUUCUUCCAUAACAGCUUCAUUGCGAUUUGAUGGUGCUCUUAAUGUGGAUUUGACAGAAUUUCAAACUAACUUGGUUCCUUAUCCAAGAAUCCAUUUCCCACUAGCUUCCUAUGCUCCUGUAGUAUCAUCUGAAAAAGCCUUUCACGAGGGAAUGUCUGUAGCCGAAAUAACAGCUGAAUUAUUUGAACCGACCAAUCAGAUGGUAAAAUGUGAUCCUCGUGAUGGCAAAUACAUGGCCUGUUGUCUUCUGUACAGAGGCGAUGUAGUUCCAAAAGAUGUCAAUGCUUCCAUAGCUCAAAUGAAAGCUAAAAGUUAUGUCCGAUUUGUAGAUUGGUGCCCUACAGGAUUUAAGGUUGGUAUAAACUAUCAGCCUCCAACAGUAGUCACAGGCGGUGACUUGGCCAGCGUCCAAAGAGCUGUCUGUAUGUUAUCGAAUACAACUGCUAUAGAAUCGGCUUGGAGAAAAUUGAAUAGGAAGUUUGAUCUUAUGUUUGCCAAAAGAGCGUUCGUCCAUUGGUACGUAGGUGAAGGUAUGGAGGAAGGAGAAUUUACCGAGGCUCGAGAAAACUUGGCUACGCUGGAAAGGGAUUAUGAAGAAGUCGCCUCUGAUACUACUGACAUUGGUGAGGAAGCAAUGGAAGCAUGACAAGAUAAUAAGAAAAAUAUUCUGUGCUAUUUCAAAUCUACUUUUAGGGACGGGUAAAUAAUGAAUGUUAAAAGUUUCUUGGUUUUAGGUUCAAUCCUCACCAGUAUCUAAUUCGAACUUUUAAUAUUCAUUACGCACUAUUUAAAAAUCUUAUUUUGUACUUAGUCAUCAUGUAUAUUAUGUUUUAUUUUAUUUUAUCAACAUUUUUUUAUAUGGUCACAUUUUUUUUUACAUACAUACAUACAUCAUUGGGAAAAGAAAAUGUCUAUCUAUUUUUAUUAAUUUAAACAAUAUCACAAUUGAAACAAAACUGAUGAAAUUCAGCUAAUUUUUACAUCAGUCAAUAAUAAGUUUGGGCAAGUCAAAAAUCUCAAAAUGUCAUUUAUACAUAAAUUUUUGAAAAACAAUAAAUAAUAGUUAUCUAUUAUUGGCAAAUUCAGUCACAUUAAGCCCUCUGACAAGGCUUGGAAGUUAAAAAUAAGCCUCUCUAUAACUUCAACAUUGUCAAAAGUUAAAUUUUGAAUAAUAUAAUAUUUUUUUAAAGAUUUGUAGAUAAAAUCGAUAUUUAAUAUGACAUCCACUGCAAUCUAUUUAGGCAGUAAUGUACGUACAGUUCCCAUAAUUAAUAAUUCCCUAAUUUUAUAAAUAACUCUUAGGGCGGGUAUUAUAAAACUACUUUGAGAGUUAACUUAAAGUUAACUUCUGAAAAUACAUGUAAUUCAAAAAGUUAACUUCAAGUUAACUGUCAAAGCAGUUUUAUAAUACCCGCCCUUAAACAGUCAGAUGUAAACAGACUUUUAACAAACAUUUUCAUCUUCAGAAAACAGAAUUUGAAAUUUAUAUAUUUAACAAAAAAACAUUAUUGUAAAAUAAAUAAAAUACCUAAAUGCAUUUUUAAUUCUAAGUGGAAUAACUUUGGAAGUAUGCACCACAAAAUUUAAUUUUAAGUACAUUCCAUAUAAUACAUAAUAAUAAUAAUAAUUUAAAAUCUAAGAAAUAUUAUGCGAAUGAGAUCAAUAAAUGACUUUGGUUUUAAUUUAUAAUAAUUAUUAUUCAAUAAUCGCUUGCAAGAGUCUACCAAUCACGAUUUUUUUAAUAAUUUAUUCAGCCUAUCUAUUUCAGUUCCUAAAGUAUCUACAUUUUCCUAAAAGAAACAAGCUUAUUUAUAUCAUUAAACAAAACUACUAUUAUUUUACCUUUAAAGUGAUGUUUUUAAGCAAGGCAUCUUCCAAUACAGCUUGAAGUUUCCGAUUGAUAUCCAAGGAAAGUUCCAUGGUUAAACUAUCAUCGCACACUUUAUUGCUGUACAUAGAUGCCAUAACACCGUUUAGUUUUGCUAACCGCGCCUGAAAUAAUUAUUCAGUAGAGCAGAAAUUGCAAGGGGAAAAUGAAAAUAUGAAGCAGAAAAACACUAAAACAAACAAGUCAAAGCAGAUCUACUUACCAUAGUCUUUUCUAAUUAUUCCAAGAAGGCAAGACAAAAAUGAGAAAAAAUUAUAAGAGCUCACAAAAAGUUCCUCAAGUCUAAUCGUGCACAAACAAAUUGACACGUUUGCAGUUGUCACAUAUAAAAUACAAUUUUUUUUGUAGCCUAACAAAAAGUCUUUUUUAAAAAUCAUGAAAAUGAAUAGACUUGCAGAACCACGUACAUAUCCAUAAAUAAAACCUACCUUAUUGCUAUCCAUGCUGUUCGAGCUCAAAGUGCCAGAUUGUUCCCUCAAAAUAUACCCCUGCAAUAGUUUAGUUUUCUUCUGAAUCUCAACCACCAAAGUAUUCACAUGUUCCUCUAGAAAAUCAAUUUUUUCAGACUUCUUGGCACUUAUCCUUUGCAACUUUACGAUAUGUUCAAUAAGAGCUUGUUUGUCUAUAGUUGCUUCAGGCUGCA